Branchiostoma belcheri (Belcher's lancelet) is the source of this 2582-nucleotide messenger RNA. Its product is annotated as E3 ubiquitin-protein ligase RAD18-like. Bases 43 to 2079 code for a protein of 678 amino acids. NCBI's taxonomy places the organism in Eukaryota, Metazoa, Chordata, Leptocardii, Amphioxiformes, Branchiostomatidae. The record is from RefSeq and is a predicted model, not a curated record. Gene Ontology annotation, molecular function: single-stranded DNA binding; ubiquitin protein ligase activity. Gene Ontology annotation, cellular component: nucleus; Rad6-Rad18 complex. Gene Ontology annotation, biological process: protein monoubiquitination; DNA damage tolerance. The transcript is spliced from 17 exons.
UUAGUUUGAUCCCAAGAUUGUUCCGUGUGCUCACAGGUCAUCAUGUCAUCGUUGUACAGUUCGGGAGAGUGGCCGGAGAACUUCAAGCAGCUAAAGACCAUCGAUGACCUGCUGCGCUGUCCCAUCUGUUACGAGUACUUUGACAUCACGAUGAUCAUUCCUCAGUGUUCACAUAACUAUUGCUCCCUGUGUAUCAGAAGGUAUUUGAAUUACAAGACUCAAUGUCCAACAUGUGGAGUGUCUGUCAGUGAACCAGAGCUGAGGAACAACAGAAGUCUAGACGACCUUGUCAGACAGUUCCUUGAUGUCAGACCAAGUUUACUCCAGUGUGUGAAGUCAGGAGUCAACAGCCACACAGCAGACAGAGGGUCCACAUCAGGUCCAGCUGGUUCAAAGCCUGACACAUCUAUGCCUACUCUCAAGAAAGUCACUUCAUCAAAGGCAGGAAAGAGUUCUGAUGCUGCUACAACUGGUGUAAAGAAAAGUCCUCCCACCAACACCCUAGACCGGUUCUGCUCUGCUGUCAGUACCAGAACAGCCCCCGCAGAAGACGAUGAUCAAUGCGAUGACUUCCGUGAUGACGUCAAACGUCACAGAAGCAAAAGGAUUUCAUACAAGGAGUCCAGCAGUGAUGACGAUGUGGAGAUUGUUGGGACGGUGGUCACCCCUCCACCGGUCAAACCUGCCAAGGUGCCAAGUCCAAAGGCAUCCACUUCACAAGAGUCCACUCCAGCAGGCGAGAGAAACAACUCACAAGUUGCAAUGGCAGACUGUCCUGUAUGUGGAGUGAGUAUUCCAGAGAGACAUAUCAACAACCACCUGGACGUGUGCUUAACUCGGGAGGAGAAGAAAGAGUCUUUGAGAAGUUCCGCCCCCAAGAGGAAGCCGAUGGCCAAGCUGGUGUAUAACCUGAUGUCUGACAAGGACCUGAGGAAGAGACUGAAGGAGAAGGGGCUGUCUACACAGGGGGACAGACAGACUCUGAUUGCCAGACACCAUGAGUUUGUGUUGAGGUACAACUCACAAUGUGACUCGGCAGAACCCAAAUCAGUUGCCCAGAUUGUGAAAGAAGUGGAGAAACAUGAGAGAGUGUUGAGCAAGACAACUGUGACAAAGCCCACAUUCACUCUCAACAAGACUUCAAAUGAACAAGAGAGAGACAGGGUCAAUACUAAAUAUGCAACAGAACACAAGGCACAGUUCAACUCAUUGAUAGAAAAUGCCAGGAAAAGGAUGAAACAAAAGAGAAAAGCAAAGUUGGCAGAAGAAGGGUCAGAAAACACUGCAGAAGAAAAACUGCCAUCUAUGGAGGUAGACUUAAAUAUACCUACUGAUGAAACAACCACAGACAAACCAACAGAAGUGUCAAAUGAAAUAGAGAAAACUGCUGAAGACGGUCUGACAGUACAGAUAGGAGAGCAAGCAUCAACAGAGGAGGAUCAAGAAGCUGGUACAGUGGGAAAAGAUCUAGAGGACAUGAAAGAGCAAACAGAAGUUGAGAAGCAGAUCCACCCAGUACAGACACCAGACGCCCCACAGUUUAACCUCCUGGCAGAGUUUGAUGACAUAGAUGAGGAUAACACUCUGUGUACAGAUGACACCAGGGAGGACCCAGCAGAUGACUGUAACAGUGAGAAGAGUGUCAGUCUUUUUGACAACAUUCAACAAGAUACUCAUACAGGUGAGCUACAAGAAGACCAACUGACUGGACAGAAGUCUGAGACAGAGCCAGUCCGAGACGCAGAAUCAGAAGAUGAUGAAGAGGAUACCCUAACACCCUCUCUGGAGUUUGGGGCAUCUGAGGGUUCAGUUGAUAUUUUGGCCAUGAAACCAUACCAGCUACAGGAUCCAACAUAUGCUCAGUCUAGCAGCUCAGGACCAAGUUCCAUUGCUGACUUUGACUUCCUUGGUGAUGAUCCAGAGAUCAAAUGUGUACCAGAAAGCCCCCCUGCCAGGCAGCUGAGAAGGGGUAAGAGGAAAGUUGCGGAAUUACAGAGUGACAGUGACGGGUCGUUCGGGAGUGAACAAGACGUACGCAGGAGCAAACGUCGCACAACCAACAGGAACAAAAAUCAGUGACUCUGCAAGAGAACACCUACCUUUGGAGAAGGCAACACACUCCCAUCUUUGUGUAUUUUUCUCCAAGGCAGUUAGGAUUGUGACAGUCUUCUGAUAGUCUCUCCUCUGUCACAGUGUCAAGACUUCAAGUAAAUGUUGUUGUUGUCAAAGGCCAUAUCACUGUGUGUUUAACACCAGGAUCAGGGUUUCUGACUGUGUUAAUCCUGUAGGCAACUGUCUUCCAAAAAUGUUUUAAAGACAUUGAUGUUAUGAUCUAACUGAGGAUUGCCAUAGAUAAGUUCUACUGCACCAAGGUCCCAAAAAAGCAAAAUUAGAGAUAUCAUCUAUUCAAGCUGAUAAAUUUCUAAUACGGUACUUGCACAGCUAUGAAUUAACGACAUUUAUAUGAAGUGAAGCUCUGUAACAUUUUGAUUUUAUCCUUACAUCCAUACUUCCUAUUGAUCUGUUGAACAGUCUUGUCAAUACACUGUAUACUGAAACAUGCUUUAGAGUGGAAUGUAUAA